This is a messenger RNA of Adelges cooleyi (spruce gall adelgid), 1426 nucleotides long. RefSeq lists its product as uncharacterized. The transcript is spliced from 4 exons. Lineage: Eukaryota; Metazoa; Arthropoda; Insecta; Hemiptera; Adelgidae. Bases 363 to 1304 code for a protein of 313 amino acids. Gene Ontology annotation, molecular function: lysozyme activity. The record is from RefSeq and is a predicted model, not a curated record.
GUUUAAAAUUCAGCCAAGAGCUUGACCUACGCAUGCACCUACAGCUAGACGAUGAGUCAAACGUCGUUUCAAAAUUACAACUGGUUAACAGUACUAUUUGUCAUCCUAAGUCCGAGUAAUGUUAUGCGACUAUUAUGGGAAUGACCAUUGCCAUGAGAUAUUAUAAUAUGUAUAUGACGUGUUUAAAGCGUCACGAUACGCGGACACAAAUCAUCCACUAUUAACUCUACGUUAUAAAAACGUGUUGUGGAGGUUACCCGAAGAGACUGCUACAUUAUAAACGGCAAUUGCAUUGGUAAUCGUUGUUAUUCUUUCACGAACUCCGAUCAAGUCGAGUUCGGCGCAACUAAGGAAACCCGAAAAUGGUUUCCAAUUGUUUUAUUAAGGCAAAAGUCAUUGCGUUAGUAUGCGCUGUCGCCCUUUCUUCUCGUCUGGUCGUCGGUUUUCCAGAAUCGGAUUAUGAUCGACUACAAUUGCAACAGAUCAAACUGCAGGAAGAAAUCCAAGAAAAACUCCACCAACAACAGCUGAUACAACAACAAAUUUUACUGCUACAGCCGCACCAAAAGAUAUCACAGUCGAUACCGUCGCAACAAGCCCAAUCACAGCAGCAAAUCCAACAGCAAGCACAACCCUUGCAGUCACAACAGCUGUACAUCCAAGAACAGAGCCAACCGGGUUCGUCACAAAUGUUUAUUCAGCAGCAAUUACAGCCCGAACAUAAACUGCAACAGCAACCUCAACCGUUAGAUGUCCAGCAACAAAACGAACAGCGUUUCCAGGCUCAAGUCCAACAGCAAAAUCAACAAGAACUGCUGCUAAAAGAACAGCUACAACAGCAGUCGCCUAAGUUUGUGCGCAUAACGGAGGUUUGUUUAGCAUGUAUUUGCGAAGCUAUGUCGUCGUGCAAUCGCAGCUUAACGUGCGAAGGAGAUGUAUGCGGCCCGUUCCGCAUCACGUGGGCGUAUUGGUCGGACGCCGGAAAACCGGUUUUGUAUGGGGAUAACCCGAACGAUGGACAAGCGUUUGCCAGGUGUGCCAACGAUUUGGUGUGUUCCAAACAAACGGUUUUGGCUUACACGUCCAGAUUCGCUCAGGACUGCAAUGGCGACGGCCAAGUCGAUUGUUGGGAUUACGCUUCCAUCCACAUACUGGGUGGUUACGGGUGCAGGGCGCCGUUAAGUCAAAAUUUCAAAAAUAAAUUUGAAACCUGUCAGAAAUCAGUGAACGAACUGUCGGGAUCUCCCAUUACACAGCAAGCCAACGAAAACAUAAUCUUCCCACAAAAUCCAGCAGUAGCAUAACAAAUCAAUUAAUCCUUGGACACAAUUAUUAUUUAUUUUUUAACUGCCUACUAUUUUAUGAUAAUCAAUAUUAAAUUUUUAUAAUACGUUUAAUAACUUAUCAUAUAAUACAUAAUAAUAUA